Messenger RNA from Cantharellus anzutake, 880 nucleotides. Its product is annotated as kinase-like domain-containing protein. Gene Ontology annotation, cellular component: cytoplasm. The record is from RefSeq and is a predicted model, not a curated record. Gene Ontology annotation, molecular function: ATP binding; protein serine/threonine kinase activity. NCBI's taxonomy places the organism in Eukaryota, Fungi, Basidiomycota, Agaricomycetes, Cantharellales, Hydnaceae. Gene Ontology annotation, biological process: protein phosphorylation. The coding region runs from base 395 to 835 and encodes 146 amino acids. The transcript has 3 exons.
GGAAGUCCGCACUUCUGCGAACGAGGAGGUCGUAACAAAAUUCUGUCGGAGGAUGAAGCGUGAAGUGAAAGUCUGGACAACGUUACAACAUCCAAACGUUGUCCCAUUUCAUGGGUGGGCACUUGAGUGCUCUUCAGAAACCAACACGACGUGUGCCAAACUUGUUUCGGCUUGGUGCGAGGGGGGAAAUGUAACAGAGUACCUGAAGAAAACUCCAAAUGCUGACCGUCGUCGACUGGGGAGUGUUGGAUCAUUUCUGCUAAACUCGAGUGACCAUCUUACUCCUUCCUGGUAGGUUCUCAAUGCCGCCCUGGGCCUACGGUAUCUUCAUGUUAAGGAUGUAGUUCAUGGCGAUGUUAAGCCAGUACGAGCCUAAAUCCCCAUCUCGAUUGCCAUGAAGUUCAUCGGGCAGGGAAUUUCCUCAGGAAAACAUUGUCGUCAAUGGAAAAGGAUUGCCAUGCUAUGUGAUUUUGGGUUGUCGCACAUUCUUCUCGAUCUCUCCACGUACGCAGAUGGAUCGAGCGCUACUGGUACUACAAGAUAUACGGCCCCGGAGGUUCUUACUUAUGAGGUGCAAUGCCGCGAUCGCAAAAGCGAUAUUUGGGCGUUUGGUUGUACAUCUGGACAGAUACUUUUUGAUCAAAAACCGUAUCAUGGAUCAGAAACCCACCCUGCGAUUCUGCGCGCGAUAAUGAAUGGGCGCGCCCCGUUUGAAUGGAACGAUCCUGACGACUUUCUCGCCGGUGUCAUUAGUUGCCUCGAACGAAAUCGCAGUGAACGUCCAACCAUUGAAGAACUGGUCCUGCGAUUAAUACCCGUACCCACCGCUGAAUGAUACCCUCAUUGGAAACAUUGUGGAUCACUGCUGGAUCUUCAUCUG